AUGUCCAACCUCCCCUCAGAGCCCGAGUUCGAACAGGCCUACAAGGAGCUCGCCUCGACGCUCGAAAACUCCAGCCUCUUCGAGCAACACCCGGAAUACAAAAAAGCCCUCGCCAUCGCCGCCAUCCCCGAACGCAUCAUCCAAUUCCGCGUCGUCUGGGAAGACGACAAGGGCCAGGUCCAGGUCAACCGCGGCUACCGCGUGCAGUACAACUCGGCGCUCGGCCCCUACAAAGGCGGCCUCCGCUUCCACCCCACCGUCAACCUGAGCGUGCUGAAGUUUCUGGGCUUCGAGCAGAUCUUCAAGAAUGCGCUGACGGGCUUGAAUAUGGGAGGCGGCAAAGGUGGCGCCGACUUUGACCCCAAGGGCAAGAGCGACAAUGAAAUCCGCAAGUUUUGUGUCGCGUUCAUGAGUGAGCUGGGGAAGCAUAUUGGGGCCAAUACUGACGUUCCUGCUGGUGACAUCGGCGUGUCUCCCCGUGAGAUCGGCUGGAUGUUCGGACAAUACAAGAAACAGACGAAGCUGUGGGAGGGCGUGCUGACGGGCAAAGGCGGCAGCUGGGGCGGAUCCUUCAUCCGUCCCGAAGCCACUGGCUACGGCACGGUCUACUACGUCGAGGAGAUGAUGAAAUGGGCCUCCGGCGGCAGCGACUCGUUCGCUGGCAAGAAGGUCGCCAUCUCCGGCUCCGGCAACGUGGCGCAGUACGCCGCAUACAAGGUCAUCGAGUUGGGCGGCACCGUCGUCUCGCUCUCCGACUCCAAGGGCGCCCUCAUCGCCACUUCGGCCACCGGCAUCACGCCCGAGAUGGUCGAGAUUGUCGCCAAGCUCAAGGUCGAGCGCAAAUACCUCGCUGACGUUGCCGAGACCGCCGACUUUGGCUCCACCACCAAGUACGUCGCGGGCGCCCGGCCCUGGCUGCAGGUCGGCGAUGUGGACGUCGCCUUGCCCUGCGCCACCCAGAACGAGGUGUCGGGCGAAGAGGCCGAAGGGCUCGUCAGGGCCAAGUGCAAGUUCCUCGCCGAGGGCUCCAACAUGGGCUGCACGCAGGAGGCCAUCGACGUGUUCGAGGCGCACCGGAGGGAGAACGGGAAAGACGCCAUCUGGUACGCGCCCGGAAAGGCGGCCAACUGCGGCGGUGUCGCCGUGUCCGGUCUGGAGAUGGCGCAGAACUCGAGCAGGAUCAAGUGGAGCACCGAGGAGGUGGAUGCGAAGCUGAAGGACAUCAUGAAGAACUGCUUUGAGAACGGUUUGCAGACCGCAAAGACUUAUGUCACGCCCAAGGAGGGCGAGCUGCCGAGUUUGGUCGCCGGGUCCAAUAUUGCUGGCUUCACCAAGGUGGCUGAGGCCAUGAAGGAUCAAGGGUGA
Molecule: messenger RNA, 1365 nt
Organism: Cyphellophora europaea CBS 101466
Lineage: Eukaryota; Fungi; Ascomycota; Eurotiomycetes; Chaetothyriales; Cyphellophoraceae
Product: NADP-specific glutamate dehydrogenase
Exons: 2
Coding region: 1-1365 (454 amino acids)
Cellular component (GO): cytosol
Molecular function (GO): L-glutamate dehydrogenase (NADP+) activity
Source: RefSeq, a predicted model, not a curated record